AUGUCUAAAGAUAUUGUCCUACAAGGAUAUGCUAAUGUUUCCAACGAAGGCAUCGAAAUCACCCCUAAAAAACAAGGGUUGAUAGCCGGUCGAGCCUCAUAUAAAGAUCCUCUUCACCUUUGGGACAAAGCUUCUGGAAAACUGACGGACUUCAACACCUAUUUCUUGUUUGUCAUUGAUUCACAAGGAAACUCGUGUUUUGGAGAUGGGUUUGCAUUCUUCCUUCUUCCUUAUAAUUUCAAUUCCAAUCUUGCAACAGGUGCAGCCAUGGGUCUUCCAAUCUUGUCAAUCGAGCCCCCCAAAUCGACUCGAUUUGUUGCUGUAGAGUUUGAUACCUAUCAAAAUCUGGGUUGGGAUCCAUCCAACAUCACACCUGGAACUCAUGUAGGUAUCGAUAUCAACUCUAUCACAUCUAAUGCCACUGAAAUAUGGUACAAUAACAUAAUGUAUGGAAAAGAGAAUGAAGCUUGGAUUAGUUAUGAUUCUAGUUCGAAAAAAUUGAGUGUUGUUUUCACUGGAUAUAAAAACAAUAGCAAAAUUAACAAUUCCCUUAGUUUGUCGGUUGAUCUAAGGGACUUCUUACCAGAAUUGGUUACAAUUGGCUUCUCAGCUGCAACAGGAGGUUUGUAUGAGAAACAUACUGUCAAAUCAUGGUCGUUCAAUUCGAGUUUACAAAUCAGUGUGCCAGGCAGUCCUAGUCCCAAUCCUAGUCCUAGUCCCAGUACCAAUCCCAGUCCCACAGCGAAAUCCAGUCCCAGCACCAAUUCCAGUCCAAGCCCCAAUUCUGGUAUUGGAAAGAAGAUGAGUGGUGGGAUUGACUAUCAGAUCAUCUUCUUUGGCUGGUUGGUUGGCUUUGCUUGGCUUUAUAUUGUGGGAAAGUAG
Molecule: messenger RNA, 882 nt
Organism: Camellia sinensis
Lineage: Eukaryota; Viridiplantae; Streptophyta; Magnoliopsida; Ericales; Theaceae
Source: RefSeq, a predicted model, not a curated record